Messenger RNA from Abrus precatorius (Indian licorice), 1728 nucleotides. Its product is annotated as protein NRT1/ PTR FAMILY 2.13-like. NCBI's taxonomy places the organism in Eukaryota, Viridiplantae, Streptophyta, Magnoliopsida, Fabales, Fabaceae. The record is from RefSeq and is a predicted model, not a curated record. Gene Ontology annotation, biological process: transmembrane transport. Gene Ontology annotation, molecular function: transmembrane transporter activity. Gene Ontology annotation, cellular component: plasma membrane. The transcript is spliced from 4 exons. The coding region runs from base 1 to 1728 and encodes 575 amino acids.
AUGCCAUCCCUCGAAAAAAAUUUGCUAGAUGAAGAGAGCCUUAUUGAAUCAGAGCCAAAGACGCACUCAAGGAAGCCUGGAUGGAAGGCAAUGCCAUACAUUUUAGGAAAUGACACAAUUGAGAGGUUGGCAACUUUUGGAAUGCAAGCAAAUUUUGUGGUGUAUUUGAUGAAAGUGUAUAACAUGGAUCAGGUGCAUGCUGCAACCAUUUUGAACACUUGGCUUGCUAUCUCCAAUGUUGCUCCUCUCAUUGGUGCCUUUUUUGCCGAUGCCUACUUGGGAAAGUUUCGAACGAUUGCAAUUGCAUCCUUUGCUAGUCUUGUGGGUAUGGUGAUAGUGAUGCUAACAGCGUGGGUGCCACAAUUUCAUCCUGCACCAUGCUCAAUUCAGCACCAGCUAAGUGGUGUGUGUACAGGCCACACAAAUUUCCAAUUGGGUGUUCUACUUUUUGGUCUGUUUUGGUUAUCUAUAGGCACUGGUGGAAUUAGGCCUUGUUGUAUUCCCUUUGCGGUUGACCAAUUUGAUUUGACCACUGCUGAAGGAAGGCAUGGAAGCAGUUGCUUCUACACUAUGUACUACACAACACAGACUUUGAUCAUGUUGAUUAACCAAACUCUUUUGGUUUAUAUCCAGGACUCUGUUAGCUGGACUCUUGGUUAUGCACUGCCCAGUGUUUUUAUGUUUAUUGCAAUAAUUGUUUUCUUUGCUGGCACUAAAGUUUAUGCCUAUGUUAAUCCUGAGGGAAGCAACUUUUCUAGCAUAGCUAAAGUGCUAGUUGCAGCCCAACAGAAGCGCCACCUUCAUCUACCUGCUGCUGAGGACACACAAGAAGCCUUUUAUGAUCCUCCACUCCAGAAUGAUUCAGAAGUAAAGCUGCCUCUUACAAUUGAGUACAGGUGCUUAAACAAAGCUGCUCUUGUUGUGGUGGAAAACGAAUUGAACACUAGUGGAUCAAGCAAAGACCCUUGGAGACUUUGUAGCAUCCAACAAAUUGAAGAGCUGAAAUGCUUGCUUAAGAUCAUGCCAAUAUUCAUAAGCAGUAUCAUAGUCAACAUUCCCGUGGGACAACAAGCAGUAUUUGCAGUAUCACAAGCCUUGAAAAUGGAUAGGCACAUGGCACCCAACUUUGAGAUACACGCUGGUUCUGUAAAUGUAAUUAUGUUACUAUCAAUAGGUGUGUUCCUCCCAAUCUAUGAUCAAUUAAUUGCUCCUGCACUAGAGAAAAUCACCAAGCAAGAAGGGGGACUCACAACCCUUCAAAGAAUUGGACUUGGACAUGCUUGUGGGAUUCUAUCAAUGUUGGUUUCAGGGUUGGUGGAGAUCAAGAGAAGGGAAUUGGCCAUUUCUCAAGGUGCACUUGAUGGGGUUGCACCCAUGUCUGUGUUGUGGCUAGCUCCUCAAUUCAUGCUUUUAGCAUGUUGUCAUGUAUUUGCAACUGUUGGGCACACUGAAUUUUUCAACAAUGAGUCACCCAAUGGAAUGAAAAGUAUAGGCAACUCUUUGUUGUGCCUCAAUGUUUCAGCUGCUAGUAACCUUUGCAGCUUCGUAGUGAACGUUGUGCAUUCUUUUACUGGGCAGCAAGGUCAUCCAGAUUGGCUUGACAGUGACAUUAACAAGGGAAGAUUAGAGUACUUCUAUUUUCUCAUUGCCGCUUUGGGAGUGUUAAACAUGUGCUUUUUCAUAUUUUGUGCUCGUCGUUAUCAUUACAAGAUCCCUGUGAAUGGAUGA